CAACAAAUUGAAACCCACGCACUUCACUUCGCUCACCACAUCACCACCUCACUCCACUAACCAGAGAGAGAACGCAGCUAGUAGCAUUAUUAGCAUCAUGACCGCGAUGGCGGCGGCGGCGGCGGUGUUGGUGUCGUUGCUGCUGGUGGCGGCGGCUGCGGGGCAGCAGGCGGCGCUGGUGCCGGGGGUGAUGAUAUUCGGGGACUCGGUGGUGGACGCCGGGAACAACAACCGGCUGGCGACGCUGGUGCGCGCCGACUUCCCGCCCUACGGCCGCGACUUCCCGGAGACGCACGGGGCACCCACGGGGCGGUUCUGCAACGGGAAGCUGGCCACCGACUACACCGUCGACAACCUGGGGCUCACCUCCUACCCGCCGCCCUACCUCGGCCAGCUCGCCCAGUCCGACAACCGCUCCCUCCUCCACGGCGCCAACUUCGCCUCCGGCGCCUCCGGCUACCUCGACACCACCGCCUCCCUCUACGGGGCGAUAUCGCUGAGCCGGCAGCUGGGGUACUUCAAGGAGUACAAGACGAAGGUGGAGGCGGUGGCCGGCGGGAAGAAGGCGGCGGCGCUGACGUCGGAGUCCAUCUACGUGGUCAGCGCCGGCACCAGCGACUUCGUGCAGAACUACUACGUCAACCCGAUGCUGGGCGCCACCUACACCCCCGACCAGUUCUCCGACGUCCUCAUGCAGCCCUUCACCACCUUCAUCGAGGGGCUGUACGGACAGGGGGCGAGGCGGAUCGGCGUGACGUCGCUGCCGCCGAUGGGGUGCCUCCCGGCGUCGGUGACGCUGUUCGGCGGCGGAAGCGGCGGCGGGUGCGUGGAGCGGCUGAACAACGACUCGCGGACGUUCAACGCGAAGCUGGAGGCGGCCUCCGACAGCAUCAGGAAGCAGCACUCGGACCUCAAGCUCGUCGUCUUCGACAUCUACAACCCGCUCCUCGACCUCGUCACCAACCCCACUGCCGCCGGUUUCUUCGAGUCUCGGAGAGCGUGCUGCGGGACGGGGACGAUCGAGACGUCGGUGCUGUGCAACCAGGGUGCGGUGGGGACGUGCGCCAACGCGACGGGGUACGUGUUCUGGGACGGAUUCCACCCCACGGACGCCGCCAACAAGGUGCUCGCCGACGCCCUCCUCCUCCAGGGCCUCCAGCUCAUCUCCUGAUCCAUCCAUCCGUUUCCUGAGAAUGACGGACGCAUGCACAGCCAACAGCGCUACUAGCUUCUUGCUCUCGCUUCUGCUUCUCAACUACUCUACUCUACUCCUGUGAACUUAAUUAGUUAAGUUGCUAUUUGUUUCUCCUGCUAGCGAUCGAUCGAGUAGCCGCCGUACGUGCUGCAUGCUGCUGUUUCGGUUGCCCUGCUUGUUUAGUUUUGUUUUUCUCUCUAUCGUGCAGUCAUGUGCACGGGCUUGGGCUUAGUUGUUUUGCUGUAGUAUGAAUGAACUGCUUGCUUGGUGUAAUAUGUCAUGUACAUGCGCUUGGAUUGUACUAUCCCGCUAGCAAUGGGUGUUUUGCAGCUGUGUGCUUUGGUA
Messenger RNA from Oryza sativa Japonica Group (Japanese rice), 1540 nucleotides. RefSeq names its product GDSL esterase/lipase At5g03820. Lineage: Eukaryota; Viridiplantae; Streptophyta; Magnoliopsida; Poales; Poaceae. The record is from RefSeq and is a predicted model, not a curated record. Gene Ontology annotation, molecular function: lipase activity. Gene Ontology annotation, biological process: lipid metabolic process.